Messenger RNA from Centrocercus urophasianus (Greater sage-grouse), 1330 nucleotides. RefSeq names its product mucin-5AC-like. Lineage: Eukaryota; Metazoa; Chordata; Aves; Galliformes; Phasianidae. The record is from RefSeq and is a predicted model, not a curated record. The annotation marks the transcript as partial. The transcript has 2 exons.
UGCCAACACCUGGGGAAACACAAGGACCCACCUGGGUACUGCUGGGCAAAGGCAACACGGAAACCGCGCAGCGCUGGGGUUGUGGGGAGCGCUUGGAGCGGUGCUGGCUGGAGGGUACUGAAUCACUGAAUCCUGCCCGGGUAUUGGGUCCUGUCGGGACAUGGCCGCACACAGAGCAGGGCUGUUCCUGUCCCUGCUGCUGAGCAUCGCCGCGUUCGAGCUGGCGCUGGGGACCACAGCAGUGGGUGUGACAGUGCCAAAAUCCACAGAGCCCCCCGUGUCGCUGCUCAGCACCGCAGCCACCACUCCUCCCUCCAGCCCGGACACAGAAGCCCCCACCUCAGUGAUGCCCAGCACACAGACAGAUGCCUCCAUGCUCAGCACUGUGACAACCCAGGUGACCACCACCUCAACUUCAACCUCCACAGCCAUGACACGGACCUGGGCUGACACCACCACUGGUGCAUCAGUAGAGACCAGCACAGCAACAGCUCCCACCAUACCAGAACAGCCAAAUUCUUCAGCUGAGUCCUCCACAGCCCUAGUGGGCAUCACAACCACCUCCAUCAGCAGCACAGUGCCUCCCAGGAGCACUCUCACUCCCAGCCAGACACUGGGGAGCACAGCUAGGACGAGCUCUGAUAUCUCCACCAUAACUCUACAGACAGGUGCCUUCACACACAGCACUGCAACAACUCAGAUGACCACCACCACUCCAAGCCCAGAACUCGUCUCCACCACCCCAAGCUCAACCUCCACAGCCAUAGCAACCACAUGGGCUGAGACCAGGUCUGGCACAUCAGCAGGGACUAGCACAGCCCCAGCUUCAACCAUUAAUUUGGCAGCAGCUGAAACAACUACAUUGCCUUCCUCCACCUCCAGCCCUCUGCCCCACACCUCAGUGGACACCACUCUUGGCACAAGUGCCAUCAGCACACCCCUAUGGACCAGCAGUGCCCCAGAACAGUCAGAUUCUUCAACUGAGUCCUCCACAGCCCUGGUGGGCAUCACAACCACCUCCAUCAGCAGCACAGUGCCUCCCAGGAGCAAUCUCACUCCCAGCCAGACACUGGGGAGCACAGCUAGGACCAGCUCUGAUAUCUCCACCAUAACUCUACAGACAGGUGCCUUCACACACAGCACUGCAACAACCCAGAUGACCACCACCACCACCACCACCACCCCCCCAAGCCCCCUCUCUACAAUCACAGCAUCCACCUGGGCUGAGAUCACAUCAGCAGGGACCAGCACAGUCCCAGCUCCCACCACACCAGCACACACAGCUGAGCCCUCCACAGCCCUGGUGACCACCAGCACCACCAGCACCACC